CUGUAGUGUUGUAGAGGAUUUUAUCAUCCGUGUUGAUUCCUCACAGCAAACAGAGCAGAGAGCCGGAGAGGACGCAGCCUGCACCUGCUCUGUCUGACAGCACUGACAGGUAAAGGGCCUGGAGUCUCUGUUAGUGCGCAGCCAUGUUUGACACGCUGUAUGACUGGUUCUGGUGGGACAGGAUCUGGCUGCCUGUGAACCUGACGUGGGCCGACCUGGAGGACAGGGAUGGCCGGGUCUACGCCAAAGCCUCACAUCUCUACGCCGCUGUCCCCUAUGCCUUCGCCUGCCUGCUCAUCAGAUACUUGUUUGAGAGGUGGAUAGCUACACCUUUAGCUCAGUCUGCUGGAAUCAAACAGAGACACCAUCUGAAAGCAGAGCACGUCCCCAUCCUGGAGCUCUACUACACCUGUCAGAGCAGAAACCCAGCUCAGGUGGAUGUUGAUGGGCUGUCUAAGAAGAGCAGCUUGUCUGUGAGGCAGGUUGAGCGAUGGUUCAGGAGACGACGCUCUCAGGACCGUCCUGGAGUCCUGAAGAAGUUCACAGAGGCCAGCUGGAGGUUUGUCUUCUACUUGCUGGCGUUCAUCGGUGGAGUCGUAGCAUUGUAUGAUAAAGAAUGGUUUUAUGACACGAGGGAAGUUUGGAACGGGUUUCCAAAGCAGACCAUGCUGGAGUCUCAGUACUGGUAUUACAUCCUGGAGAUGAGCUUCUACGGCGCUCUGCUCUUCCGCGUUGCCUUCGAUGUGAAGAGAAAGGACUUUAAGGAGCAAAUCAUCCACCACCUGGCCACACUGGUCCUCUUAUCAUUUUCCUGGUGUGUGAACUACAUCCGCAUCGGGACUCUUGUCAUGCUGGUCCAUGACGCAUCUGAUGUUUUACUGGAGUCUGCCAAAUUAUUCAACUACGCCAAAUGGGAGGGAACCAGCCUCGCUAUCUUUGUUGUGUUUUCAGCUGUGUUCAUAGUGACACGACUGAUCAUCUUCCCAUUCUGGCUGAUCCACUGUACCUGGGUCUAUCCCAUUGACCACUACCCCCCCUUCUUUGGCUACUACUUCUUCAACGUGAUGCUGGUGGUCCUCCUCUGUCUGCACAUCUUCUGGGCCUACCUCAUCCUCGGCAUGAUGAGAAAGUUUAUAUUUGGCACACUGACCAGAGAUGAAAGGAGCGACGAUGAAGAGGAAGACGAGGAGGAGAGCCUUCCAUCAGAGAAUGAAAGUGAAGAACAGCACAAGCUUGGAAAUGGAUCAGCAGUGGACGAGAAGGAGGACAAGAACGGCUUCAGCUCUUUGUCUCCACCAGAGACCAUCUGCAGGUCAAAGACUGUUUGCUGAGUGCUGCUCAGCCUGAUCAUUACUAACUCAAACUCUCCCACACCUGACCAGAGGGGUAUACUACCAAGCAAGUUCAACAGAUACCUUUUCCUGAUCCGGUUUCACUGAACCUAACAAAGGACAUCAUACUAAUCCAUCACAAGCAGGUUAUCAACAUGAUGAGUCAAUCCAGAAUUAGCCUGAGCAUGUUCACAUGAACGGGGCAGAGAAGGCAACAUGUGACCAAUCACAGAC
Notolabrus celidotus (New Zealand spotty) is the source of this 1565-nucleotide messenger RNA. RefSeq names its product ceramide synthase 3a (gene cers3a). Gene Ontology annotation, cellular component: membrane. The coding region runs from base 144 to 1331 and encodes 395 amino acids. Gene Ontology annotation, biological process: ceramide biosynthetic process. The record is from RefSeq and is a predicted model, not a curated record. The transcript is spliced from 11 exons. Gene Ontology annotation, molecular function: DNA binding; sphingosine N-acyltransferase activity. NCBI's taxonomy places the organism in Eukaryota, Metazoa, Chordata, Actinopteri, Labriformes, Labridae.